Messenger RNA from Penicillium chermesinum, 762 nucleotides. RefSeq names its product Zn(II)2Cys6 transcription factor domain-containing protein. NCBI's taxonomy places the organism in Eukaryota, Fungi, Ascomycota, Eurotiomycetes, Eurotiales, Aspergillaceae. The transcript has a single exon. The coding region runs from base 1 to 762 and encodes 253 amino acids. Gene Ontology annotation, biological process: regulation of DNA-templated transcription. The record is from RefSeq and is a predicted model, not a curated record. Gene Ontology annotation, molecular function: zinc ion binding; DNA-binding transcription factor activity, RNA polymerase II-specific.
AUGACACGAAGAAAUAAAAGAAUCGGAAAUGGUGUUUCGGGCGACGAGCAUCAAAAGAAGCGGCGCACAAAAACUGGUUGCUUGACAUGCCGCACCAGGCGAGUCAAGUGUGACGAGAGAAAGCCCGCAUGCAACCGCUGUGAGACAGCAAACCUUGAAUGCGCAGGAUACGAAGGAAAGCGACGCCUGCAGAUCCGAAGGCCCAGGCGCCCUCCAAUCUAUCAGGGCGAACAAGCCGCCGGCGGCUUGGUACCAACAUUCAGCGGUCGCGUCGAUGUGCCACCCUCUCCGAUAUUCCGCGCAGACGGUCUGCCCUUAGUAGGUCUGCCUGUCAAUCCCACGCCGUCCCAAAGGCCACAUUCGCGCGCACGCGAUAUUCUGGCCUAUCACCAGUUCCUUUUCAGAACAUGCCCCGCUCUUUUCCCGUUUGACAGGGAUCAUGUCUGGAGGGAUUAUCUCUGUGAAGCAGCAUGGGAGGUCGAGUAUGUCUACGAUGCGAUAAUAGCGCUUGGGAGCAUGCAUAGAGCGACCUUGCUACUGUCGCGAGGGUGCAAGGAUGAUCAGCAUCGAGGGAUAGAUACUAAAGUGAUCGCUGUUCAAGCGUAUACCAAAGCUUUCCAAGGCCUUGCUGAAGAGCUGUCAAAAAGCCAGAGGCCAAAAGUCCUGGUAGUAGGAGUGCUGGUGCUUUUUGCGUUUUUCGAGGUAUUGCGGGCUCUAACUUUUAGUCCAUACCAAAGUAUUCCACUGACCGUUGUCGCAUAG